UAAAGCAGCUGAGACCCCAUUGGUGGUUGAAUCGAUAGUAACUCAAUCAUUCUUGUCCACAGAUGGAUCCAAAACAUAUCUAUUAAUUUCAUACUCGGUUAUGGUCUGAUUAAUUAAGUGUUAAUUUCUCUCUUUUCUGUGCAGUUUAUGAGAUUAUAUUCCUGCGUGUUUUGACAUUAAAAUUGCCAGACUAUAAAUUGGUGGUGCAAAGUCCGCAAUAAAGUGUGAAAAAGAAAAAGAAAAACUCGAAAGCAAGGGAAUUAGAGAUCAAGAAAGCUUGAAAGAGAGAGAGUGUGUGGGGUUUGGUGCAUGAGGAGAGGUGGAUUUUGUGGAUGUUUAUGUAUUUCUGAGUUUGGGAAUCGUUGAAAGACAGUGAAGAAAGCCUGCAAGAGAAUCCAACAUCCAAACAUGGUAAAGCUUAGGAAGCGACGAUCCGAAUAGAUUCACAAUCUUUUUCUCCUUUUCUCUCUCUGAUCUCUGCCUGCUAAGACUUUCUUUGCAGCAUCAAUGUAAUAACCCGUACUACAUGCCUACUUUUUCCCAAUUCCACCACAACUACCUCCGCUUGUAACCUCAGAAGAGAUAGAAAGAGAGUUGAAAAGAAGCUGGUGUCUUCAACAACAUGAGAAUUGAGGUGUUAAGUACUGGUUUGGCAUGACAGUUGCAUGGAAUGUGGGGAAUUUAAGCCAAAGAUUUUCUGUCUGCAUAGCUUGAGAAUCCACUUCCAAUCUUUGAAGUGCCAACAAAAUUUAAAAAAGGGAAAGUCAGGCAGACCAUAUCUCAAGCUGCUUUUAACUUCUCUUGUUUUUCAUGGAGAGGAAGAGAUACAGAAAACUGAAUCUCAGCCACAAAUCUCACUUCCUUUACUGUUUCUCCCUCUUCUUUUUCUCAGUUUGCGCACUGCUUAGCAUCAUCAGCACUGUCACCACAUGUCAACAAGAUAUCAGGUAUCGAUAUUCUGGUCAAGUUGCAGAUGGUAUCUGUUUUCAGGAAAAUACGGAGAGGAGUAAAAAUGAAAAGAGAAUGGGGUCGUCUAUACCUGUUGACAUCCAAGGACUCCCUUCAAGCUUGGCCAGGAGAUUUUUGAGUGGACCAGGGUCAUCACCUCCGCGGUGCACGUCAAAGUGCGGCAAUUGCACGCCGUGCAAGCCUGUUCACGUGCCGGUGCCGCCCGGAACACCGGUGACUGCGGAGUAUUAUCCAGAAGCAUGGAGGUGCAAAUGUGGCAACAAGUUGUACAUGCCAUGAUGCUUUUAAUUUUGUUUGGUCACACAAAUGUGUAGUGCAUGUGAUGAUGGAGGACAAUGAAGAGACCAUUGCUGGUUUUUACCGUGAUGAAAAUGUGACUUAAACCAAUAUAGGGUUUUUUUCUUACUUUAUAGUAUCUAAGCAGCUGUGGCACAUAUUAUGAGUAUGUGUUAAUUAACAGACUCAGACCAGCACUAUGAAAAAUCGCGUCAUAACCU
Molecule: messenger RNA, 1466 nt
Organism: Durio zibethinus
Lineage: Eukaryota; Viridiplantae; Streptophyta; Magnoliopsida; Malvales; Malvaceae
Gene: CHAL
Product: allergen-like protein
Biological process (GO): guard cell differentiation; stomatal complex development
Source: RefSeq, a predicted model, not a curated record